Fraxinus pennsylvanica is the source of this 882-nucleotide messenger RNA. The record is from the annotation of a GenBank genome assembly. Lineage: Eukaryota; Viridiplantae; Streptophyta; Magnoliopsida; Lamiales; Oleaceae.
AUGCUGGUGGAAAAGAUUGCACCAGAUUUACUGGCUGAGACUGACAACUUUGGGAAUACAGCGCUUCACUUAGCAGCAAAUGUUGGACAUGUUGAAGAUGCCAGAAUACUUGUGGGAAAAGAUCCCGAAUUGCUGAAUCGUGAAAACAAAGAUCGACUUUUGCCAAUUCAAUUAGCUGCGAGGCGAGAACCAGCAAAUGCUCGCAGCAUGACUUCUUACUUGUUUAAAGCCGGCAAGGUAGAUGACAAUCAUUCCAAGCUACUCAAAGGAGCAGCUGGUGCUGGUGUUGAUUUGGCUCUUGAAUUACUUGAAUUCAACGAGAAAUUGGCAUGGGAAAAAGGGGAUAUCAGUCCUUUGGAGCAGAUGGCCAGUGAUCCGGAAGAAGAGAAUAACAGUCCUUUGGAGCAGAUGGCCAAUGAUCCGGGUGGUUUCAAAAGUGGAAUUCGCUUGAGCAGUUGGCAGUCCUUAAUCUACUUGUAUUCAUAUGUUCCCACAAAGCGGAAUGGGAUGACAGAGUAUUCACCAUCUGAAGUGUACAAGACGGUCCGGAAUCUGCUUGCCAAAGUUCUAGUUCAAAAUAUGGACAUUCCUGCACUAAAAUUGAAGCAUCAUCAUGCACUUCGACUAGUCCAGUCCUUAUGCUCAACUAUUAAAACAAUGGGUGAACCCCAAACGAAACUUGGAAAGCCAUUACUUUUAGGGGCACAGAAUGGAAUAGAAGAGAUCGUCCAUGAAAUUCUAGAGUCUCUUCCUACCGCAAUAACUUAUACAAAUGACAAGAAUCGUUCAAUAUUUCAUGUUGCUGUAAUGUACCGUCGUGAAAACAUUUUGAAGAUGGCGCAUGAGAAGAAUAAGCAACGGAAAGGGACGAAGAGACUCUAG